Nicotiana tabacum (common tobacco) is the source of this 1569-nucleotide messenger RNA. NCBI's taxonomy places the organism in Eukaryota, Viridiplantae, Streptophyta, Magnoliopsida, Solanales, Solanaceae. The record is from RefSeq and is a predicted model, not a curated record.
UUGCUGUAGAGGGACAACCAGAGAGCAUUGUUGAGGAUAUUGAAAUGAUGGUCCGCUCUUAUGUGGAAAAACCCAAUUGCAUCAUAUUGGCUAUUUCUCCAGCCAAUCAAGAUAUUGCAACUUCUGACGCAAUAAAGCUUGCAAGAGAAGUCGAUCCUUCAGGUGAAAGAACAUUUGGAGUUUUAACAAAACUUGAUCUGAUGGAUAAGGGAACCAAUGCCUUGGAUGUACUUGAGGGUCGAUCAUACAAGCUCCAACAUCCAUGGGUUGGAAUUGUUAAUCGUUCACAGGCUGAUAUCAACAAGAAUGUAGAUAUGAUGGCCGCUCGUCGGAAGGAGCAGGAAUAUUUCGAAUCCAGUCCUGAAUAUGGACAUCUUGCUCAUAAAAUGGGAGCUGAAUAUCUUGCAAAACUUCUAUCUAGGCACUUGGAGACUGUGAUCAGACAGCGAAUACCAAGCAUUAUUGCUCUAAUAAAUAAGACAAUUGAUGAGCUUAACUCUGAGUUGGACCGAAUUGGCCGACCUGUUGGUGUAGAUGGAGGGGCACAGCUGUACACCAUUUUGGAAAUGUGCCGUGCAUUCGAUCGAAUAUUUAGAGAACACCUGGAAGGAGGGAGGCCAGGUGGCGAUAGAAUAUAUCGUGUCUUUGACCAUCAGCUUCCAGAUGCUCUUAAGAAGCUUCCAUUUGAUCGUCAUCUUUCAACGAGUAAUGUCAAAAAGGUUAUUUCUGAGGCAGAUGGAUACCAACCUCACUUAAUUGCUCCUGAGCAAGGGUAUAGAAGGCUAAUUGAUGGAUCCCUUGGCUUCUUCAAAGGCCCCGCUGAAGCCUCAGUUGAUGCAGUGCACUCCAUUCUGAAAGAACUUGUGAGGAAGUCAAUCGUAGAGACCCAGGAACUGAAACGUUUUCCAACACUUCAAUCUGAUAUAGCAGCGGCAGCAAAUGAUGCUCUUGAGAAAUUUCGUAAUGAAAGUCGAAAAACAGUUUUACGGCUGGGGGAGAUGGAGUCUUCUUACCUGACAGUUGAAUUCUUUAGGAAGCUUCAGACUGAACCAGAAAAACCCCCCCAAAACCAGGCACAAGCAGCAGCGCCAAAUGUAGACCGGUAUUCAGAUAAUCAUCUAAGGAGAAUUGGUUCAAAUGUCUCUGCUUAUAUUAAUAUGGUCUGUGAAACAUUGAGGAAUACUAUUCCUAAGGCUGUUGUCUUUUGCCAAGUCAGAGAAGCAAAGAGGUCAUUAUUAAAUCAGUUCUAUGCUCAAGUCGGAAGGAGAGAGAAGGAGCAGCUGGGGAAAAUGUUGGAUGAGGAUCCCUCUCUCAUGGCAAAGAGAGAGACUAUAGCCAAAAGGCUUGAGCUAUAUAAGUCAGCCAGAGAUGAGAUUGAUGCAGUUGCAUGGAAAUGAUGAGUUCCAGUUUUUCUUAUUUGAAAAAAAAAAAUUCUCAUUUUCUGGAUAGAGUAUAAAAUAAAGUAGUAGGAGAUGAAAGCAUUGUUAUGCCUGUGGCUAAUCUUGCAAGGAUGUUUUUCUCGAUGCCAAUAUACCCUUCUUGCAAUAAGGAAGGAUUUCAGUUUCAAAA